Messenger RNA from Rhipicephalus microplus (southern cattle tick), 3569 nucleotides. Its product is annotated as mucolipin-3. NCBI's taxonomy places the organism in Eukaryota, Metazoa, Arthropoda, Arachnida, Ixodida, Ixodidae. The record is from RefSeq and is a predicted model, not a curated record. Gene Ontology annotation, cellular component: plasma membrane; lysosomal membrane. Gene Ontology annotation, molecular function: NAADP-sensitive calcium-release channel activity.
UGAUAUCAUUUCUACACGUACAGAAGGAGUAUGAUCGUGAUCUCAGCUCGUGAGAAUACAUCUGGCUCAACGCAACAAAGCAUGCCUUUGCGGGCGUGUGUGCGAUCUGUGCAGAUUCUACAUCGCGAUUAGUGUACGGUCGCCCGGACGGGCGUUAUCGCAUUACGGAAUACGCAAUCGUAAGUGCAAAUAAUGCUUUAGCGUAUGCAUCAAUGUGACGGUCCCAUUGUUACGUGGAAACAUGGAUAAGGGUGUGCAUCAAGGUCCAUCUUCGGCGCACGGCUCGUGCGGGCCUUACAACAGCGAAGUGUACGUGCGCAAGCCUGGAAAUACCACCAUCCAAGAACAUGUUUCCAGUAGCAUGGAGGCUGAGACAUAUGAUUCAGCGGACGAUGCUGCGCAAGGCGACACCAGUUCCUGGGAAGGGAAUGACGAUCCAGAUCUCCAUCCGAACGUGCGCGACCGUAUGCGGAGAAAGUUGCGCUUCUUCUUCAUGAACCCAAUCGAGAAGUUCCAGGCCAAGAAACGCAUUCCUGUGAAGUUAGUGUUGCAAGUGGUGAAGAUAGCGCUAGUCACGCUGCAGCUUGUGUUGUUCGGCACCAACAGCUACUCGUACCAGCAGCAGCACAGGGACACGACCGUUGCUUUGCAUCACAUCUUUCUUUUCGAUUGGGACAGUGUACGUGAAAUCGCCAACUACCCUCCCGCUGCGGGGCCGUACGCAGUGUACACAAAGGCGGAGUUUUACAGGCACGUUGACCAUGUCGUGCGGCGGUACUCCAACGUUACGACCGCGGCGAUCGGCUCGUUCGGCUACGACUCCCCGACUGGCGCUCUGGUACCCCUCGUGUUCUGCAAGACCUACUACCGCAAGGGCUACGUUUGGCCCUUUAACGAUACCCUUAUCUUUGACAACUACCCCGUGCGCCGUUGCCUAGCCGUGGAAGGGCCUGAAGCGGGUAGCCCCGUUUGGCACAACUUCAGCACCGAGAGUUACCUCCGUGAGCAUAAUUUCUCCCUUAUAUUCGAGCGCCUCAUAAACGUCCACCUAGAGUUCACCCUGAAGACGGUGUACCUUAAGAGUCUCAGCAAGUUUGAUUUGCCAGACUGCUACAGGUACAAUAUCACUAUAUUCUAUGACAACGAAGCCCACGACGGGCAGCUGCUAAUAUCGCUUGGCGUACAUUCAAGAAAGCUGGACUGCACCACCAAUGUGUUGUACACAGACUCUAACAAGAUAGCGUAUGCAUGCCUCCAGGCUGUCAAUGUAAUUGUUAUUGUUAUCUGUGCUUCCUCACUAGUGCUGUGUGUCAGGUCUCUUGUCCGUGGCCAAACACUGCGUCGAAAAACGGUGAAGUUCUUUGCAAAGUACUACAAGAAGAAGCUUACCAUGUCCGAUGAGUUGGAGUUUGUCGACUUCUGGUAUGUAAUGAUUGCCAUCAAUGACGUUCUCAUCAUCUUGGGUUCCUGCUUGAAGGUACAGCUGGAGCAGCGCGUCUUAGAUGGUCAGCAGUACAACUUAUGCUCCGCACUUCUCGGAACCGGAAACCUUCUCGUAUGGGCCGGUGUGCUGCGCUACCUGGGAUUCUUCAAGAAGUACAACAUCCUCAUCCUAACGAUGCGUCGGGCGUUUCCUAACAUUUUACGCUUUCUACUAUGCGCCCUGCUUCUGUACUGUGGUUUCUGUUUCUGCGGCUGGGUCGUCCUGGGACCACACCACAUCAAGUUUCGCUCCCUCAGCAUGACCUCCGAGUGUCUGUUUGCCCUCAUGAAUGGAGAUGACAUGUUUGCCACGUUUGCCAUCCUGUCGGAGACUGAUGGCAUCAUUUGGUGGUUCUGCAGGCUGUAUCUCUACCUCUUCUUGAUUCUCUUCAUCUACUGCGUUCUCAGCUUGUUCCUGUCGGUGAUCAUGGACUCGUAUGAGACAAUUCGCGAAAUACACGAACAUGGAGCACAGCCUGGUGAGCUUCAAAGGUUCAUUUCUGAGUGCAGCGACACAGCCACGAGCACAGCUUACCUGGAGGAUGACCAUUCGCCAAAGCGAAGCACGGCAAACAUUAUUUCCGACUUCUUUCCGUGCUUUCGCAGAAGAGGUUACACAGCUAUAUGAUGCUUCGUGGGAGCUGAUUCGUAGUUCAACAAAGGUAGCAAAGCUUUUUUAAAUUUAACUGGAAGAGAUGGGGAAACAGACUGUUUGCAGCCCACUGUGAUUGCUAGUACUAUCUUUUGUAGCAUUGGAAUGAAUCUCUCUAGAUUGGCCAUGUGAAGUGAUUGAUGUUACAAUACCAUUGACAAAAAUAGAGUGUUUUAACAAUGUUUUACUAUUAGCUGUUAGACUGCUGUAAGCAGGUAUUACACAUAGUUAAUACUAUUAGCACACUAUACCAAGUAGUAUAUAGUGGUGUUCUUAUUCUUCAUCAUCAUCUUGUUUGAAUUUGUUUAUAUCGCAAUAUAAAGUUGCAGCUGCUCUAUUUUCUUUAUAAAUGCUGCAAUGUGUGUUCACGGCAUCAAUAUUUGUUCAUACUUGAUAAAUAAAGGACAACAAUUUUGUGCUCUAUGAAUUGUUACGUGGCCUGCAAAGUCAGCUUGUGCACUCAUUAAUGUUCCUGACAACCAUGUUGAUAUCAUAAAUUCGUGAUUUUGUUUUAAUUUACUUUGUAUUGUUAUUUUUUUUCUUUGAGAAAAUCAUAAUUCCUCUUUUACUCUAUUGUUCACACAAGGCUAUGGACUUGAGGCAAGGUUAGGACUUCAGUUUUUUCAUCCAAAGAUUCUGCAUUUUUUACAAUGGUGCCUUAUAUGUAUAUUUGUUCUACAUUUCUUGAGUAUACAUUGCAGUUUCAUUUGCCGUUGAAACUCAUUGAUGCUUAUGACUCGCCUUCAGUAAGUGUAUAAUAUGAAGUGUGUCAGCAGAUCUCUGUCUAGGCAAUCUAAAAGCAAUAGUAUACUUCAGGCCUGCGUGAAAUAAACGAGCAUGGCGUUAGAACAAUCUUCCCAUGACACACAGUGAUGUCCGGCUUCACGAUUCCCAAUUCACUGAAUAAAUCAUAGCCAAAAUAUGUGUACUGAUGUCAUUCCUUUAAAUUUCCGAUCAUUUGAAGCAUUCCGGAAAUGUAUGCAAGUACCGUGGUUAAAGCAAAGUGGUCGCAUUGUUAUUCCAAUUAAAAAUUGUGCAGACCUCAAAUGCAAAAUUACUGCAGCCACUGAUUUGCGCAAAUCAAUCUUUCUCACAGUACGAAACGAUGUAGUAUAUUUCACUGUUAUUGAAAGGUCCGGAUUGUCUUGAAUAUAGUGUAUUCCAGUAUUAGUCACCUGCAAGUGAUGCAAUAUUGUUUAUCUUCUAUGGACAGACAGCUGCUUCCAUUUCCAAAAUAUUCAUGCUCCAGGUAUCUAUAUCUUUCCUGCUUGUGUAGAUUAUUAAAGCUGUUAAUACAGACAAUAUAUUUAAGUAUGUUGUACCAGACUGGGUUUAACUUUUUUAAAAUUGGCCCCGUAUCUGCAUGUUUCACUGCAAUUGUCAUCGAAUGACGAUAGUGUUCCGUCUAAAGAGAGGGAAUAAAACAUUUAUUUGA